Fusarium poae is the source of this 3453-nucleotide messenger RNA. RefSeq lists its product as uncharacterized. The transcript has 3 exons. The coding region runs from base 1 to 3453 and encodes 1150 amino acids. Lineage: Eukaryota; Fungi; Ascomycota; Sordariomycetes; Hypocreales; Nectriaceae. The record is from RefSeq and is a predicted model, not a curated record.
AUGCCGGCCAACAACCAAAGACCGGCUACCCAAACUCCGGUAUCGCCACGAAACACUGCGAAAUACACCAACAAGGAUGGCUCAAAGUUCAUCACAGUACCCAAGGGAACACCAUCCGAGUCUUCGCUGCCUCCGACCCCCACAAGUGCCAAACCUAAUGGACCCCCACUAGACGUUUCCAAUGUCGAUGAUGGACCUGCUCCCGCCGUCAACCGCAAGAAACAGAAGCGCAGACAAAAGGCUGCAGCGAAAGCUGCCGCCCAACAAGCUGCCAAUGGAAACAACAACCAUGCGUCCGGACGAGGCGCUGCUGGGAGUUCCAUGACAGGCCGCGACCCCGCUGACCAUGAAGAAGUCGAAAGCGACGAUGAGAAUGAGUACGUCCUAGCAAGCGAAUUGACAGAGCCGACUACGAAUGGCCAUCCACCUUCGGAUUCCAGAUCUAAGAAGAAUCGAAAGAAGAAGAAGAAGGGAACAAAUGCCGACCCCACGUCGCCAAUUCCCGAAGCUCUCGAGCAUGAACCGCAGCCCAACUUGUCGCAAGGCGCUGGUAUGUCACGCGACAAGAUAUGGAGUACAAGUAACCAAGAAGAGCGCGAACGCAUAAAAGCAUUUUGGCUUGGGCUGGGCGAAGAUGAGCGGAAAUCAUUGGUCAAGGUGGAGAAGGACGCUGUUCUCAAAAAGAUGAAGGAACAACAGAAACAUACUUGCAGCUGCACUGUGUGUGGAAGAAAGCGGACCGCGAUUGAGGAAGAACUAGAGGGCCUGUACGAUGCCUAUUACCUGGAGCUGGAACAAUUCGCAAACCAAGGCGAGGGACCACCGAUGCUGCCGUCAGCUCGGGAUUUCGCUUUAAGACGAGCAAUACCUUCGACUUAUACCAACCGACCCCCAUCACGAGGCCGAAUAGUGGAACAAUUGGGCGACGAGGAAGAUGACGAGGAGGAGGACGAAUUAGAAGAGGUUUACAGCGAAGACGAAGUGGAGGAUGACGAUUAUAGCGACGACGAACCUCCCGAAGAAUUCCAAACCUCACACGAGCGAGACGUCGCCGAUUUCUUGACGUUUGGCAAUAGCCUGCAAGUCAAGGGUGGUAUUCUCACCGUGGCGGAUGACCUUCUUAAAAACGACGGCAAGCGGUUUAUCGAAAUGAUGGAACAGCUUGCGGAACGUCGGAUGGCAAGAGAGGAAGACGCUCGCGAACACUUUUCACGAGGCUAUGGUCACCCUAAUGGCUCAUACUCCAACCCUCAUAAUCAUCCCCCUCCUGAAGAAGACGAGUACGACGAAGAAGAGGACGAGGAAGAAGAUUACGACGAUAGCCAGGACGAGGAGUAUGAGGAGGAAGAGGACCAAAUGACAGAGGAGCAACGAAUGGAGGAAGGUCGCCGCAUGUUCCAGAUAUUCGCCGCUCGCAUGUUUGAACAACGGGUUCUCUCCGCUUAUAAGGAGAAGGUCGCCAAGGAACGUCAGCAAAGGCUUCUGGAAGAGAUUGAGGCAGAGGACCGAGAGUCUGAACUCAAGAAAGCCAAGAAAGCCAAGGACGCGCAAAAGAAGAAGGACAAGGCUGCUCAGAAGAAGCAAGCCUUGGCCGAGGAGAGAGCGCGGAAAGAAGCCGAGAAGGCCGCUGCGGAUGCUGCACGGUUAGAAGCUGAGAGGCAACGGGUUGCUGAACAGAAAGCCAGGGCCGAAGAAAAACGAAAACAGAAAGAAGCGCAGAAGAAGGCCGAGGAAGAGGCACGCUUACGAAAAGAGGCAGAGCGACAACGACGACUCCACGAGCAACGCGAGAAGCAAGCCGAACAAGAACGCAAAGCUCGAGAAACCAAGGAGAAGGAGAAGAAGCUCAAGGAAGAACAGCGACAAAGAGAUAAGGAGGCUCGGGAGCAGAAGGAGCGCGAGGCUCAAGAACGCAAGGAUAAGCAGGAGCGCGACAAGAGGGAUAAGGAAGCUCGAGCUGCUAAAGCUCAGAAGGAUGCUCAAGCGGCUCGUGAAGCUAAGGAAAAGUUGAGAGAGGAGAAGGCAGCUGCCCAAAAGGCAGCAAGUCACCCAUCCCAACCCAUCCAAAUCCCGAAGCGUGCAUCACAGCAUUCAGCGCCCAUACCUACCGCCCUUCCACAACAUGCUUCGAACCCGGCAAGCUACGCAUCACCAAAGAUACCAGUUGCAACUCCCGUGCUAUCCAAGGCUCCAACCCCUAUUCGUCCCCGGAACACGUCUCAGCAGCAAGACGUGCUGUUGCCUUCAGCCACAGUUUCAUCCAAUAGUCAAGAUCCCUCACCUCACUCAAUGACGCCUCAUAUGAGUCCUGGUCCAAUUGGCCAGCGCCAUGGAAGCGCAAGUACGCAACAUUCUCACUCGGUCUCGCCUACAAAUGGCCAAUCAAGGAUGCUCGGACAAUCUCCUUUCCAGAUACCACCGAUGGGAAUGCAGCCGCCCCCGGGAUUGGCUCAUCACCCACCCCCGCCAGGUUUCGCAAACCGCAUGCCUCACGAAGCUAUCUUUUCAGGUUUCAGACAUAGUCCUGGAGCAAUGAUGCCCCCUCCUGGCAUUAACGGACCGCCUGGUCGCGGAUUCUCUGUUCCUCUACCCCCAGGCUUCACGCAGCCUAUUGGCGAUCAAUUUGAUAUGGGUGGGUUCCCAUUGCCCACAGACCUCCCUCCACCAACGCAUCAUCGCCAAAGUUCAUUGCAGUUCGAUACGCCUCCGACUCCAUCACAGCCUAUUGGACGACCUGCUCCCAUUGGGCGACCCGGAAGCCUCAGCCAAAGUCGCGCGUCUGACGACCAGGACGACGAGACUGCCAUCCUAGGUAGUCGAGCUCUCUUAGAGGAUGAUGAACCUCUCACAGCUGAAGUCAACCCGGGUAGUCUACGAAACCAGCCCCCAGGGCCACGUGGUGAUUUCACCACAAGUCCUUUCUUACCUUCAGCCUUCCCCUUGGCGCAUAACCCUUGGGGUCCUCCUGCUGUUGGAGGACAUCCUUUGCCUCCUCCAGGAUUCAACAACCCCGGAUGGGGUGCACCAAGUGUGCCUCCAGGGUUCGGUAUGACAUCUCCGAUUGCUGGAAUGAGCUCUAUCCGAGCCCCUGCGCAGCCUAGGUAUGUAACCGUCCGCGCGAUGCUCUGCCAGGCUUGCAAGGAAUUGGCUAGCUCUGGAGACUCGGAAGGUUACAUCGACAUCGGAACCCUCAAGUCGAGGAUUGAUGCGAUGUCAGGCGAUCACAGCAUCUCAGAACUCGACUUGUUAAACCUUUGUGAGACGGAGGGAAGCCCGUCUAACGGAGGUGGCACGUUCGAUAUCCGACGUGAUGCAGCAGGUCCAGGCAAACAUACUGUUCGGUGGGAACCUGAUCUGAAUGACGGGUUCGGUGCACCAUAUAGAGCAGUUGGUGCUCCAGGUGAGAUCGGAAGUCCCUUGGUAGGCCAAGCAACUCUUCGUGGGGGAUUGUAG